Molecule: messenger RNA, 3402 nt
Organism: Misgurnus anguillicaudatus (oriental weatherfish)
Lineage: Eukaryota; Metazoa; Chordata; Actinopteri; Cypriniformes; Cobitidae
Gene: amer1
Product: APC membrane recruitment protein 1
Biological process (GO): regulation of canonical Wnt signaling pathway
Cellular component (GO): plasma membrane
Molecular function (GO): phosphatidylinositol-4,5-bisphosphate binding; beta-catenin binding
Source: RefSeq, a predicted model, not a curated record
GCGGAAAGUCGACAGUCGAUCCAGCGUUCUGUGAACAAAGUGAAUCAGUCGCGAGCUCCUGCAGCGCUGCGUCAGGAGAAAGCGGAUCACUGCACGUGCGGACAUAAAAGAUGCAAAAAUAAGUCGCGUCACCUCACAUAUAACAUGCCUGAUAAACACAGUCCCCGAACCUUCCAGCCUGUCGCACAGGGUGGCUUACUUGCCACAAGCAUGCUGCAUUAGCUACAGUCAUCCGUGACACCAUGGAGACCAGAGGAAGUGAUGCUGUUGGUGCAACAGGAGGGCAACAAUCAGUCUCUGCUACCCAUGAUCCUCCACAACCUCAGUCACCCCCCUCUGUAAAAACACGGAGGUCCGCUUUCAAGUUUUUUGGUGGUCGGAAGAGCAUUUGUGUUCUUCCGAGCUUUUUUGGUGGCCGUGGCAAAAAUCAAAGCAAGGGGUCAUCUAAAUCAGGGGUAACAAAGAGCCAAACAUAUGAUGGGGUAAGCAGAGCAUGCUGGGAAGAUUUGGGCAAAGGCAGCAGUGAAGCAGCUUCAGGAGACUUUGAGUUCUGCAGCCCUUGUGACACUCAGAAAACACCAGAGGACCAUGGGAAGUUUCAGUCACUACCAAGACAGCGGAGGGGUCUUCGUGGUCUGUUUAGCAGCAUACGAAGACACAGGAAAAACAAAAAUGUUGAACUGGAGAAACGCGAGACACUUGAAAUGUCCUCGAGCCUUCGUGCCCAAACAGUGCCUGGUAACCUGUCAAGCAUCAGUGACCGUAGCGAUAACCAUGGCGAUAGUCAGGGCGAAGAGUUGGUGCCAGAUGUGCCUAAUCAAACCGUAGACCGUAAAUGUGAACAGCCAUUGGCUGCCCAUGAAUGUACAAAAGAUCCAUCGCUAGUGCCUGAGAAACAGAGAAGCAGGAUAGAGACUGAUAAGAGGACGAGAGGAGAAGAAGAGGAGAAUGGAGAAGAGAACCAAAAUAAGAGACAGGAAGGGUUGACUACAUAUCAUCAGCCCUUGUCUGCAGAGUCUGAACUGGAUCGAUUGGCUGAGCAAAAUAUUGACAUAACUGAUGGAGAGCUUCCUGCUGUAUCCUGCACAUCUGACAGUGUGAACAUGAUGUUUGGGGACGUUUCAUCAUUGAAGAGCUUUGAUUCGCUGACAGGUUGUGGAGACAUCAUUGCAGACCAGGACGAUGACAGUGUCGCAGAAAGUUCGGCGUCUGCUGAAAGAGGCAGCCGAAAUGCAGGAAAAAGGAGCUCCUGUUUUGUCACAUAUCAAGGAGGAGGGGAAGAGAUGGCAACACCUGAUGAGGUAGACACUGAUUACCUGCAGAGCUUAUGGGAAUCUGAAACUAGUAAUGAAGUCUGCUACCUACCCUCAGACCGAGGCUCAGAUAGCCUUUCACUCACUCCUGAUCAGCAAAUCAGCUCUAUACUUGCACAUUCCAACAGCAGCACACUGGGAGUCACGGAAACAGCCCUUACCCCUGCUGAACUUUUAAGCCCACAGAGCGAUCGGCAAGAAUCUGUGCCCAACAGCGAUGAAGGAUACUACGACUCGACCACACCAGGAAUGGAGGACGAGAAUAGGGAACGUCCACAUCAGGAAAGGCUUCCAAGGGACAGCUACAGUGGCGAUGCCCUUUAUGAACUUUUUGAACCUGAUGAUCACUUGCUGAGUCCUGGUCUUCCAACCAAGGAUGGCCAUCCAUUUGUUGGCGAUAAGAGUCCAACAAACCCUGUUUAUGCCUUGGCAUCCACUGCCCCAGAGACAGGCUCCAUGGAGACGGAGGAGGAGCGGCUGAGCAAGAUCCAGCACGCCCUUCUGUGCUGUGAGCUUCAAAAUCUCAGAAGCCCAUCUAAAGAUCAGCUUCUGUUUCAUACUGACUGCUUCUACGAUGAUUCAAGCCUUACUGAAGCCAAUUUUAAGACGUCCGCAGAAGUUAUUAGUCAGCGUUAUCCCCAGUCACCACAGAGAUCCCAGGCUUUAAAAGACAAACCUGUCAACAGGGGUCACACACAGGAUUCAGGGUUUAGCCCACGUGUCCCAGAUACACCCAGAUCGCAGCAGUCAGCAGUGUACAACGAGCAUCAACCUGAGGAUCAACGUUUUUCAGUACCCACCAGAGGCCACAGCCAGACUCAGGAAGAGCUGAUGGUCUGUUUUUCCCAAGCGCUGGUAGAUUUUACUAAGAACUCCCGGCUUUACUGUAACUCAACCGAGAGUCUUGAUGGCUCCGAGUCGAGUUCUCCUUUCGGCCCGAGUCUGAGUGCCCUGCCUGCAAUUGUUACAUUCGAUGUGGUCGACAUGGAGAACGAGGGUGAAUGUGAGCACCAGACCGAGCUUGUUGAGGAAGAGGAGGUGUUGGCGUCCCCUUACGAGCCUUUUGAGGACGAUGGCUGUUACUUGCAGCAGGAUGCCUUUGCGGAGUGUGACCAACGUACUUUUGAUGCCUACGAACAGAGUCUGUUGCUCAGUAAUGCAUGGGGCAUUGCAAGCCUUCCACGGCAUCUCAGUUUGGGUCGGCCUUGUCCACCGGUCCCUGCCCCGUUAGCACUAAAUCGGCGUAGCCGCUCUCUUGACACAGACAGUCUGGAAUUUCAAACUAGUGAGAUUUACACAACCGCAACUACUUAUGACUCAAAGGGAACUUCAUUUUUAAAGCACAGGACUGCGGACUGCAAUGACAUGGCAUUACCACGACAACCCUGCAGAGUUACUGGGGACGGUUGGAGGCGGGCUUACGGUUGGGGCAACAGCUCCUCCCAGCACCCUAACUCGAAGUUGCCGCAUGUGAGCCAAUCGGCUCUCAGACCUUCACAUCUCCCCCUACAAAACAACUGCCGCCUUGAUGGUGUCACUCGAGUGGAAGGCGAGGGGGAGAUUUUAUUUGGUGGAGGGGAUGCGCUUUACCCCUGCAGUUACCCUCCUGCAGGCGCGCAUUGGAAGAAUCGACCUGUUGGGGUCACUCUGGGUGUGCCGCAUCCUCGAUCGGACCAAUCAACAGAGCAGAGAGAAAUUACAGUGAAAAACAGGAGGGCGGAGCUUGACGGGGGCUUUGCCACUGCACCGCCUAAACAAUAAGCUCCACAAAAAAACUCUCCUGCUCAUUAUAAACUAAAAUAAUACAGAUAGAUACGUCUCGUCACCAAAGACGAUGCUGGAUGUUUACUGACACGCUUGAAUUGUAUCACACAUACACUUUCACUAUAGUUGCUGUUACUGCCGGAUAAGCUAUUGUAUUAUUUUGUGAUGUACUGUGUAGUUUUUGAGAUGCGUUCUAGUUUCUGUGACUUUAGGAGGAUUUGUAUUCGUAUCUUGUGUGUUGCAGCAUUACUCAGUUGGUGCUGUCCAAAUACAGAUGCUAUAUUUCUUUGCAUAAAUGUUGCCAGGUAUUGCCAUCCAAAAUUAA